AUGGCCCGCCGCGACGCUGCAAAGGGCAGCCCUAGCCUGGCGGUAACGGCUAGUUGGGACUCGCAGUUGGGGCUCCAGCAGGAACCAGUACAGUGCUGCACGACUCUGGGCUGCCCGGGAACCGGCGAGUCCAGUCCAGCGCUGCAGGCCAACAUGCAGCAUCAGAGUUCCAUUUCAGCUGUGCAGGACCUUUUCCUCUCAACUUGCUCGCACUUGUUUUGCAACGACAACAAGAGCACCUCCGUGCGCGGGCAAUCUUGCCUGGCAAGAGUGACGAUAAGCCACUGGGCACACGCGACACUUUCCAGCCCACCAUCUGACAGCCAAGAGCUGGAGGCGGUGCCGAUUCCUCUCUUCCUGGCCCUCCUUCGGCACCACAGACCCGCCGGCGACGUGCGCCGUGUCCAACCGCUCGUGCUCGCUCUGGAUGAGAUGGACGGGGUCGAUAAUCUUGUGCGCCGUGGACAGACUGACAGACAGACAGACAGACAGACGCUACGAGGCUGGGCACAGAGCCUAGGCUUCAACAUGUUCCCAAUCGACCUUUGUCUAGACCUGCUGACUGCCCAGUAUCUGGGUAAUAUUGCUGGCUGUUCAGAACGAGUGCUACCACCAGUAGCAGUCACCAUCUUGCCGACCCGGCCUCUCUUCUCUUGGCCAAGGCCAAAGUGCGGUCCUAUUAUCCUCGACCUGCGUUUGCCUUGCAUUGCCGCUGUCGCAAUGCAUGCUGCUCAACUGGCAACGUCCAAAGAAAGGCAGGUCUAA
Messenger RNA from Trichoderma atroviride IMI 206040, 765 nucleotides. The record is from RefSeq and is a predicted model, not a curated record. Lineage: Eukaryota; Fungi; Ascomycota; Sordariomycetes; Hypocreales; Hypocreaceae.